AUGGAGCUCUCAACAUCCUCCCGUCCGCCCAAGGACAUCGACACGGCCUACACCAGGCCACUGGAGCCGGAGUCACCGGCUAAUUUUGUCACUGAAAAGGCUGGCAAGAGGCAGAGGAAGACUGUCACAAUGCCUCCCUCAGUCCUCAAAGGAGCCAGCGACAGCAUCUCCACAGCCACCUCUCGGCUGCAGAAGCAGUUUGAGGAGGCUCAGCAGCAACAGAAUUUACAGCAGAAGACUCUCAUCAGAUUGGCAAAGACUCUGAACAGCUGGGUUGAGAAGGAGAAGCAGUCAAGGGGGAAAAACUCUGCCCUCUCUGAGGUUACCCCUGCCAAGACUGCGGCUUCCCCAGCAGGCAGGGCUAGUGGAGCUAGCCUGCAGCCCAAAAGCACCAAGAAACGGGUCGCCCGGCUACAGCCAUAUGCUGUGCGGCAGGCAAUCAUUGCAAACAUUCAGGGGGUGGGGGAUGUGGCCAAUGUGCCGAAGGUGGAGCCCACCAGGACAGAUUGGGCGAUCACAUCAAAUGACAGAGGCAUAUGCAACACUCUGACCACCGAGAAGGCAGUGGCUACUCUCUGUGAAGUCCUUGGCGCCACGGAGAUCCGGCUACCAGAGCGGUGGUACAAUUAUGCUGUCCCAGGGGUCCCAGAAUUUGUCCAGGACUGGGAAGGAGCAAGAAUCCCCACAGACAAGAUGAUUGAGGGAGAGGUUCUGACUCAGGCAAAGGUAAAGCCAGUGAGCUGUCGACCCUCGCGUCAUGGAGUGAACCCCAAGACAGGGAAGAUUACAUGGAUUGUCUCCUUCCUUGCCCCGGUAAAGGGCUUCUCACUCUUCAAUGCCAGUGAGAGGGCCAGGCUGAUUGAGAAAAGGCCUUUGGCAGUGAGAUAUAACCCAGGAUGCCAGGGGUUCUGCCACCCACCAAAGUGUGCACAACUGGCAAGAUGCUCCAACUGCAGUGAGCCCACAAGUCAGCAUGAGGGGCCAACAGGCGCGGAGUGCAAGAGAGCGCCAAGAUGUGCCAACUGCUGCCAACCCUACCCAGCUGGGCAUCAGCACUGCCCUGCCGCACCCAGGCGCGAGAAUGGCACCCUCAGGCGCCUAACUCAAAAAGAGCUAGCAGCUGUUCGCCGCCUUGGCGACAGGUGCCACAGGGAUGCUCAGGAGCGACAACCGCCGCCAGCACAGCCAGCGCCAAUGGUCACAGUGGUGGUACCUACACCAACCACUCAGUCAGCCCAGUCAACACAGCCCGCUGGGCUAGCACCCCGCAAGCGGGCGGCUACUCAGAGUUCCAUCAGUGAGGAGGAUGCCACCUGGCAGAUGGCCCGCACCAGGCGACACUCAGCUUGCACAGCAGUGCGGCAGCACAGUCAAGCAGCUAAAGUACAAUCUGACUUCAGCAUGCAGACGGCAGGUCUGAAGGCCUUCAACCUCAUUCUGCAGAUGAACUUCAGCAGCAGCUCACCAAGUGACUCCUCAUGCUAG
This is a messenger RNA of Histoplasma mississippiense, 1485 nucleotides long. RefSeq lists its product with no specific name. NCBI's taxonomy places the organism in Eukaryota, Fungi, Ascomycota, Eurotiomycetes, Onygenales, Ajellomycetaceae. The transcript is spliced from 3 exons. Bases 1 to 1485 code for a protein of 494 amino acids. The record is from RefSeq and is a predicted model, not a curated record.